Messenger RNA from Paramecium tetraurelia, 288 nucleotides. RefSeq lists its product as uncharacterized. The transcript has a single exon. The record is from RefSeq and is a predicted model, not a curated record. NCBI's taxonomy places the organism in Eukaryota, Ciliophora, Oligohymenophorea, Peniculida, Parameciidae.
AUGAAUUAAAUUAAAUAAUAAUAGCACUUCUUGAACAUCUUAAAAUAAUAUCAGGAAAGAUUGGUUGAAUUGACUAAUAAAAAUGAAAACAAAACUCUUAUGAUUAUAGAAUUGUUGAAUAAGGAAGAAUAAUUGCAAUAGCAAAUAUAAUAGAUGCAGAUAACUAUAGAUAAACUGACAGAAGAAAAUAAUCAAUUAAGGGCAGAUAUUUUGCCUUAUGGGUCUAUCAGCGAGGUUAAAUAAUUAGUGGAAUAAUUUAAAUAAAUACAUGCUGAAUUGUCUCAGUGA